Messenger RNA from Penicillium digitatum Pd1, 858 nucleotides. RefSeq names its product SDR family oxidoreductase. Lineage: Eukaryota; Fungi; Ascomycota; Eurotiomycetes; Eurotiales; Aspergillaceae. The record is from RefSeq and is a predicted model, not a curated record.
AUGCCCCGCACCUGGUUCAUCACCGGCUGUUCCUCCAGCCUCGGACGCCAAUUGGCCAUUACGGCCGCUGAGAACAAAGAUGUUGUCAUUGCCACCUCGCGCGACACCUCAAAGCUAUCCGAUCUGGUUUCGAUGGGUGUUAUUGCGAAGAAGCUUAAUGUGCAAGCCAGCGAUGCCGAAGUCAAAGCCGUUAUUGACGACGUUAUAUCUACCGUUGGACCGAUUGACAUCCUCGUCAACAAUGCAGGGUGGAUUUGGGAAGGAGGUGUAGAAGAGUGCAGCCACCAAGAAAGCAUCGAUCAAUUCGACGUGAACUUCUUCUCACAGAUACGCAUCCUUAGAGCAGCUCUCCCUUCAAUGCGUGCCCGCAAAUCCGGCGUCGUCGUUAACUUUGGAUCGAUCAGUGGCUGGCAAGGCUCCCCGGCAGCGGGCAUGUAUUGUGCUACCGAGGCCGCCAUCGUGAUCUACACGGAAACCCUCCGCAAUGAACUAGCUCCUUUCCAUAUUGACGUCACCUAUGUGGAGCCGGGUUACUUCCGUACCAACUUCCUCACUAGAGGCCACAAGGUCACUGCCAAGAACUGCAUUCCCGAGUUAGACGUUGGAACCCAGGCCACCCGUGAUGCCAUCGCUGCUAAUAGUCUCCACCAACCCAGGGACCCCGCGACGGGCGCUCAAGUUCUCUUCGAGGCUUUCACCAAGACUGGUCGCUGCGAGGGACGUAGUCUCCCGGGAAGAUUGGCACUAGGGCGGAAUUCCUUGGCUGUUGUCAAGGGGAUAAUUGCCCAUGAACAGGAUAUUCUUGAUAGUUGGGAGGAGAUCGUUGCUGCCACGCCUUUUGAUGAUGUAAAAGCCUAG